AUGACUUGGCUCAAUUCGUGCGGUUCGACCAAUCCGAUUGCUGGCGACGGGACUGCCAAUGCUUUCAACCCGUGUUUUCUCCUGCUCUGCCUCGUGGGAUUUGCCGUAACGUUCCUGGUGUGCGGGCUCUGGCAGAUGGUGCAGAUGUACGCGCAUGAGCGCGUCGGGCACACGUUCACGAUACGCUCUGUGGGUGUGCUCCAGUUUGUGCGCCUCAGUCUUGUGUUCCUCCAGGCAACGCUCUACCUUGUGCUCGCAUCCGCCAGUUCCACCUUUGACAUCCGACUCGUGGGUUUCCUCGCGAUGGGCCUCGUCCUUUUGGCAGUGAUACUCCCGCUCCACAUGAUGGAGCCAACGCGUGCGGUGGUACCCGCGGGCACAAACCUUUUUUUCUGGUUGCUCAGUACUGCACUCCAGCUCGUGCUUGUACUCCAAGAGUCGCUUACCGACUGGCCGCUCAUCGAGGGCAGCACGUUUGCCUCCAUCCACGGCCUCCUUCUCGUAAAUGCAUGCCACAUCCUCUACCUUGAGCAUUUCCAGUGGAUGCCGUCACGCGAGCUCCGGGAAUACUACACCUACAACGCGCUCGAGCCCGAGUUGAACAUCUUCCAGAAAAUCACCUUCUCGUGGAUGAACGAGCUCAUCCAUAAGGGCUACACCCAAGACUCACUCAAGCUUGACGACCUCCCAAACCCGCCUCAGGCGAUGCUCAUCGACCCCAGUGCGCGGAAGGUGUCGCGCGCGUGGUUCAACGAAUACAACCGCAAAAUCAAAGCGCGCGCAACACCGUCGCUACUCAUAGUGCUUGUUAAAGUAUUUGGCGUGCCGAUUCUCGUUGCGGGCACGUUCGAACUCGCAGACUGUGUGAUCUCGUUUGCGCAGCCGCUCUUGCUUCGCCGGUUGAUCCAGUUUGCGAACGAUGCCGAAGCCCCUCCAAUAAUUAUCGGACUUCUCAUCUCUGUCGGUAUGUUCACCGUCUCAGUCAUCCUGACCACCGUUUACAACAUCUUCUUCAUCAAGAUCUUUGAGGUGGCAUUAAGCUGCAAGUCGGGGCUAAUGGCAUUGCUCUACGCGAAGGCACUCCGCCUUUCGCCGGACGCGCGUCUCGAGAAGAAAACUGGUGACGUCAUCAACUUGCUCUCCGUGGAUGUAUCGCGCGUCCAAGACAUGUCGCAGCAGUUCCAGAUGUUGAUCUCUGCGCCGGUAAAGCUCGUAUUGUGCCUCAUGGCGCUCUACUCGCUUCUCGGGAAUGCCACCAUGGGCGGGAUUGUCGUGAUGGUGGUGCUUAUUCCGCUCAGCGCAGGGCUUAUGCGUUCGAUGAAGAGCCUCCACAAGACCCAGAUGAAGUUCAAGGAUACGCGAACGUCCAUCAUGACUGAGAUCCUUUCGCUGAUCAAGUCCAUCAAGUUAUACGCAUGGGAAAAGCCAAUGCUCGACAAGCUUGACGACGCCAGAAACGUCAAGGAGCUUGGCAACUUGCAGAAGAUUGGUAUUUUUGGUGCAUGUACCGGUUUCGCGUGGAACUGUGCGCCGUUCUUGGUGUCGUGCUCGUCCUUCGCCAUCUUUGCCGCCACCCAGGACCGGCCCUUGUCCCCAGACAUUGUGUUCCCGGCACUCUCGCUCUUCAACAUCCUCUCCGAGCCGUUGUUUGCGCUCCCAGCGGUCUUUACGGCUAUGAUCGAAACGUCUGUUUCGUUGGCACGUCUCCAGGAGUUCCUCCUUCUUGGUGAAAUUGAUCCCGUCGCAGUGCAAUACGCUCCUAAGGCCGAACGCAUGGGCGAACAGGCGGUGACGAUCUCCAAUGCGAAAUUUCUCUGGUCUAACGAUGAGUCCAAGGUGGCGCUCGACGCGGUAGACUUUUCCGCCAACAAGGGCGAGCUCGCGUGCAUCAUCGGCCGUGUUGGCAGCGGCAAGUCCACGUUUUUGCAGGCGCUUCUCGGUGAGCUUAUCGUUGCGGGUGCUGAUGGUGUAAACCCCGCAAAAAUAGCCAUAUCCGGCUCUAUCGCCUACUGUCCACAGGUGCCGUGGGUGAUGAAUGCGACCGUCAAGGAGAAUAUCCUCUUCGGGUGCCGCUACGAUGCUGACUUCUACGCACAGACCCUCGCGGCAUGCGCCUUGCUUCCGGACAUUGAGAUUCUUCCCGACGGGGACGAGACCCAGGUGGGGGAGAAGGGCAUUUCGCUAUCGGGCGGUCAGAAGGCGCGACUUUCGCUCGCCAGAGCGGUUUAUUCCCGCCUGGAUGUCUAUCUCAUGGAUGAUAUCUUGUCGGCCGUAGAUGCCCACGUGGGAAAGCACAUUACCGAGCACGUGUUGAGCUCGUCGGGAUUGUUGUGCUCGAAAACCAAAAUCCUUGCGACGAAUUCAGUGUCAGUGUUGGCCAUUGCUGAUGACAUUUUACUUCUCAUCGGGGGGAAGACCGUGGAGCGGGGGUCGCUAGACGAGGUUAUGGCGAAAAAGGGUGAGGUGUAUGAGUUGAUUAACGAGUAUGGCGGGGAGCUGGAGCUGGAGCUGGUGAAGCUAGCAAAGCUGGCUGAGCACUCUCCAGGGGUGGAGCAUUCCUCAGAAGCUGACACCGCCCCAAGACUUUCCUCGGAAGCACCUGACAUGAUGGAACUGCCAAACCAUUCCCCCGAAUCCGACUGGCUUGGAGAACUGGUUGAUACAUCUCAUGGCGUUCCGUUGCUUCGCAAGCUCAGUCACACCACGUUGAGACGCGCAAGUAUGGCCUCCUUUACGAAGCUUCCACCUAAUGGCGACGCGCCCAAGCGCAGAACGGCACAGCUAGCAGAAGUAUCCGCAAAAGGCAAAGUCAAAUGGUCGGUGUACUUUGCGUAUGCACGUGCAUGCUCAGUGCCUGGGGUGAUUCUCCUCUUCACGAUGAUGAUUCUCACCACGGCUAUCUCUGUCGCGAGUAACUUUUGGUUGAAGCACUGGUCUGAGGAGAACGCACGCCACGGCAGCAACACGGACGUAUGGCGCAACGUGGGGAUGUAUGCGGUGCUCGGGAUCGGCUCGAGCUUGGCUACGUUGGUGCGCCAGAUCGUUAUGUGGUGCUUUUGCUCGAUCCGCGCGUCACGCGAGCUUCAUGACCGCAUGGCACGCGCGGUGAUGCGUUCGCCAAUGUCCUUCUUUGAAACCACACCCAUUGGCCGCGUGAUGAACCGCUUCUCCCAAGACAUGAACCGCGUCGACGAGGGGCUUCCGCGCAUAUUUGCGGGCUUUUUCACGUCGUGCAUCCGCGCGGCCUUUACGUUGUUGGUUGUGGUUUCCGCGAUGCCGUCCUUCGCGGUCAUCGUCCUCUUGCUCAUGGUGGUCUACAUCUAUUACCAGAUGAUGUACAUUGCCACAUCGCGCGAGUUGAAGCGCAUUGUCACUGUCACCCACAGCCCCAUCUUUGCACAUUUGCAAGAGACCCUCAACGGUGUGGACACCGUGCGCGCGUACAAGCAGGAGGCACGCUUCAAGUUCCUCAAUUAUACCAACAUCGACUUCUACCUCAAGGCGUCGUACGUGUUCCGUUCCAUCAACCGCUGGCUCUCGUUCCGCUUGCAGCUCCUCGGCUCCAUUAUCAUCUUUGCCGCCUCCAUCGCGGUGCUCUACUCCUUGACAACUGCGUCUCCGCUCAGCUCCGGGAUGGUCGGGUUGGUUAUGAGCUACGCGUUGCAGGUAACUGGCUCGCUCAAUUUUAUUGUCAGACUGUCGGUAGAGGUGGAGACUAGAGUCGUUUGCGUCGAGAGGAUUCUUGAAUACUGCGAGUUAUCCCCAGAGGCGCCGGCGGUGGUGGAAGGGAAGCGCCCGGUGCACAAUUGGCCGGCGCAGGGGUCUGUUCGCUUCGACCACUACACCACCAAGUACCGUGCAAAUCUCGACCCGGUGUUGCUGAAUAUCUCGUUGGAGAUCCGUCCGCGUGAGAAAGUGGGAAUUGUGGGGCGUACCGGUGCGGGUAAAUCUACGUUUGCGCUCGCUAUUUUCCGCUUGAUCGAGCCGACGGAGGGAUAUGUGUUGAUCGACGGCCUUAACACCAGCGAGAUGGGCCUCUUUGACUUGCGCAGCAAGCUUAGUAUCAUUCCCCAGGACUCCCAGGCGUUCGAGGGUACCGUUCGCCAGAACCUCGACCCGCUACAGCGCCACACGGAUGAUGAGUUGUGGAACGUGUUGCGCUUGUCUCACUUGGAGGCGCACAUCCGCUCUAUGGGCGACGGGUUGAUGAGCAAGGUCGCGGAAGGUGGCUCGAACUUGUCUGUAGGGCAGCGCCAGUUGAUGUGUCUCGGUAGGGCAUUGUUGAACGACUCCAAGGUGUUGAUUUUAGACGAGGCGACAGCAGCCGUGGAUGUCCAGACGGAUAAGAUUGUACAGGAAACCAUCCGCACCGAGUUUAACGACCGGACCAUUUUGACCAUCGCCCACCGCUUGGACACAGUCAUGGACAGUGACCGUAUCAUGGUGUUAGAUAAGGGCGAGGUGAAGGAGUUUGCGCCGCCGGCAGAGUUGUUGGCUGACAAGAGCAGUUUAUUCUACUCGUUGUGCGAGCAAGGGGGAUACCUCAAGAAUGAGUCGGAGGUGUCCCUGGCAGUUUAA
Molecule: messenger RNA, 4578 nt
Organism: Babjeviella inositovora NRRL Y-12698
Lineage: Eukaryota; Fungi; Ascomycota; Pichiomycetes; Serinales
Product: ATP-binding cassette bilirubin transporter
Exons: 2
Coding region: 1-4578 (1525 amino acids)
Biological process (GO): transmembrane transport
Cellular component (GO): membrane
Molecular function (GO): ABC-type transporter activity; ATP binding; bilirubin transmembrane transporter activity
Source: RefSeq, a predicted model, not a curated record